GGAAAAGCCAGCGCCACCUGCAGUUCGGCCACGGCAGCGGCGACCAGCGGGCUGGAGGACUGGAGCAGCCGCUCCCCGCGCCAGCGCAGCUCGGCCCCGUCCCCCGAGCACCCCGACCUGCACGGCGAGAUCACCGCCCUGAAACCGCCCUCCCCGGGCGCCGCCGCCGCCCUGGCGCUGCCCAAGCCGCCCUCGCCCUGCGCGCCAGGCACAAGCAGUCAGUUAUCGGCAGGAGGCGGCCGAGCGACCCCACCCUUAGUGUCCUUGUACCCGGCCCUGGAGUGCCGGGCCAUCAUGCAGCAGAUGUCCCCUACUGCGUUCGGUGAGU
Messenger RNA from Chrysemys picta bellii (western painted turtle), 328 nucleotides. Lineage: Eukaryota; Metazoa; Chordata; Testudines; Emydidae. The record is from RefSeq and is a predicted model, not a curated record.